ACUGAGGUGGAGGGACAGGUGACGCAGACCACAGGAAACUUCUUCCUGGAAGGAAACAAAGCUGUCGCAAAAAUGGCUAAAUUCUUCACUCCAGUUCAAAUCAAUGAGUACAAGGAGUGCUUCUCCUUAUAUGACAAGAAGCAAAAGGGUAAGAUCGUUGCCAAAGACCUGAUCACAGUUAUGCGCUGCCUGGGUACAAGCCCCACGUUCGGUGAAAUCGAAAGACAUCUACAAAUUCACAAAAUUGAAAAGACGGGUGAGCUGGACUUCUCUACGUUUCUGACGAUGAUGCACAGACAGAUGCAACAGGAAGACCCCAAGGCAGAAAUCCUGGAGGCCUUGAGGAUGACGGACAAACAGAAGAAAGGAUACAUCCAGGCCUCUGAGCUCCGGGCCAAGCUCACCAUGUUGGGGGAGAAACUCACCAACAAAGAAGUGGAUGAACUCUUCAAAGAGGCAAACGUCAAGUCAAACGGGACCGUCAACUACGAAGAGUUCACCCAGAUGGUGACGCUGCCACCGGUCGAUUACUGAUCCUUCAGCCACGACGGGGAAUUCACUUUACAUUCAAUGAACGUGAUGGUUGGAAGAUGUUGCAUACUGUAAAAGAAUAUAGCAUGUUGAAAAAGGAAAUUCUGUAAUGGAAGAAAAUAUUCUUCAUUGUGUUUAUUCCUCCAUAAUUAUCAGUUCAUUCUUCAAUGAAGGAUGUAUUUUCUUCGUAUGUAGCUUUCCUCUACGACAGUAAACAUUUUGUGAAUCAUAAGACUAUGAGAUGCCGUUUGUGAUUCUUUGAUGGGAUCAAAUUGUAAAUGCAUUACAUUCUGGGUACACAUUUUUUUCCAACCUGACCCUCUACCAAAACUAAUGUAAUGUCCAGUUUGAGGAUUUGUGUAAAUACCCCUGCAUGCUUGUGAGUGAUAUAUUACGACUUUCGCUUCAUUAAGUACAUUCACUGUCAACUUUCCAAACAUAUCAAACUUCAUUCUCUUUCUGAACUAA
Molecule: messenger RNA, 999 nt
Organism: Trematomus bernacchii (emerald rockcod)
Lineage: Eukaryota; Metazoa; Chordata; Actinopteri; Perciformes; Nototheniidae
Product: calmodulin-like protein 4
Exons: 5
Coding region: 73-534 (153 amino acids)
Cellular component (GO): myosin II complex
Molecular function (GO): calcium ion binding
Source: RefSeq, a predicted model, not a curated record